UUCUUCCCCCUACUAAGUUAGCUAAAAUAAAAUUUAAGGCAACUGAAAUAUGCAUCCAAUCUACAUGAGACGAGACCCCAGCCUCCCCAUCUAUGGACUCCGACAGUCUGUCUUGUUAAACACCAGGCUUCAGGACUGCUAUGUGGACUUGCCAGCACUCACCAACAUCUGGAUGGCCAGAACGUGUGCAAAGCAGAGCAUCAGUGCCUCAGCACCAGGUACCACCUCUUCUUGGGAAGUUGUAAAGAACCCAUUCAUCGCCAGUCCAUUCUCCCUGGUUAAGCUUGUGCUCAGGCGGCAACUGAAGGACGAGUGCUGCCCGGUACCACGCAAGUUUGGAGAAGGAAAACUCUCGAAGAGAUUAAAGCCCAAGGACGAUUCGGCAAUGAAAGCCACCCAGUGGGCCAGGAUAAGAAGCUCUGUCAGUUCCAAGAGCAAGUGGCCAGGGGGCAGCCCAGGCUCACCUGGGUGCAGGAGGCCUGCAGGAGGCAUCAGAGAGAGCAAAGAAAGUUCAAAGGAGAAAAAACCAACAGUCCGCCAAGAUCUUGAGGACAGAUAUGCUGAACAUGUGGCCGCCACCCAAGUGCUACCCUGGGACAGUGCGACAGCAGCCUGGAAGGGCCAAGUGUUGCUUCCUAAAGCCCGAAAGAGGCAGCAGUUGUCGGAGGACACGCUAACCAUCCACGGCCUCCCCGCGGAAGGGUACCGGGCUCUGCACCGUGCUGUGCCGGAGCCCAUGUUGCGGAACCCUUCAGCCCCCAAGAGGCACAGCUUGGAGGUGGGCAAGAUCGUUAAACAGAAGCUCUGGGAGGCUCUGUGUGGUCAGGCUGCCACCCGUGAAAGUGCUCAGAGGGACCCGUUUCCAGGCAGCAAGCGUCUAGAUGCCCAAGAGCAGCCUGUGCUCAAGAAACGGCCCGAGUUAAAAAGCGAAAAAUAGGAACAUGGGAUUUGGAUAUUCUCUGCUAGAUGUCUGAAAAAUAAACACCUCUUU
Messenger RNA from Propithecus coquereli (Coquerel's sifaka), 991 nucleotides. RefSeq names its product chromosome unknown open reading frame, human C22orf31. NCBI's taxonomy places the organism in Eukaryota, Metazoa, Chordata, Mammalia, Primates, Indriidae. The record is from RefSeq and is a predicted model, not a curated record.